GAUUUGCCCUUGCUCAUUGCUUUGGUUGAGAAUAGAUUAGAGACUAAGUCCCUAUUAGUGAAUUACUUAAGACAUUAAUUGAGAAAUAUUUAGGUAAAAGAUGCGGCCACCAUUUUUGUCUUUGUUCAUUAUUCAAGCCGUUUUCAUACACAAAAUUACGUGCGGAAAUGCUGAAAUUAAAGAGUCAACACUGGAGUUACUGCUAGCAAAGUUUGAACAUUUGGAAGGAAAGCUAAAAGCGUAUGAAGAGACAAACAAUCGACAACAGGUUGAGAUCGAAAUGCUGAAAAACCAAAUACUUCAAAACAAAGAAGAAUACAAAUUGAGAAGCAGACGAGAAAACGAGGAUCCCAUUGCGUUCUACGGAAAGAUGAUGAACCAACAUACAAAUCUUUCUACAAAUUCUAUUCUCAAGUUCAAUAAUGUUGUCACCAACGUUGGUAGCCCCUACAGCCAAAAUAGCGGUCUCUUUAUUGCCCCGGUGCCCGGAAUCUACGUAUUCUCUACCACUAUUAUGAUAGAAAAUCGUAAUGACGCACACGUGGGUAUCUAUGUCAACGAUAAACUCAUGACAAACGUGAAGCUGUACGGAUCUGAGCACCAGUAUGACACGAUGAGUCAAACAGCCAUAUAUAAGCUACAGAAAAAUGACACGGUCUCCGUGAGGCGCCAUGAAGGUUCCCAGAUCCUUCACUUUGAUUACACCUCAUUCUCCGGAUUCCUGUUGCAAGAAGACUACAGUCAAACGAGUAUCAUCGGUUGACGGUUCUACAUUGAAUUUUUGAAGCUCUUUGCUUGCCAAUAAAUUUCAAAUAAAUUUAAA
Molecule: messenger RNA, 823 nt
Organism: Ruditapes philippinarum (Manila clam)
Lineage: Eukaryota; Metazoa; Mollusca; Bivalvia; Venerida; Veneridae
Product: complement C1q-like protein 3
Exons: 2
Coding region: 101-763 (220 amino acids)
Molecular function (GO): protein binding
Source: RefSeq, a predicted model, not a curated record